Messenger RNA from Fusarium sp. VM40, 1116 nucleotides. The record is from the annotation of a GenBank genome assembly. Lineage: Eukaryota; Fungi; Ascomycota; Sordariomycetes; Hypocreales; Nectriaceae.
AUGAAGUUUAAGCGCAUGCCCAUUGAGAUUGAGUCGCCUGAGGAGUAUGGCUACGACAAGAUCAAGUACAAUCUCUCAGAAAGCUCUGUCACCGAUCAGACACUUGAGUCACUGGACCUUAAGAUACCGAACCUCACCCUCCUAUACAAUGAACACCGUGGCGAGACCAAGUUGCGAAAGCUUAUCGCCGAUGACGCUGGAGUGAGUGCUGACGAUGUUCUCAUCACCUCGGGGGCUGCUGGGGCGCUGUUCAUCAUCACGACCUCUCAACUGGGUAGCACACCUAACUCAGAGCGUAACCAUCUUGUCGUGGUGCGUCCAAAUUACGCAACUAAUUUGGAAACCCCCAAGGCUGUUGGCUGCGACAUCUCAUACAUCGAUGUUACGUUUGAGAGUGGCUUCCAGCCCAACGUGGACGAGAUUGAGGCUGCUAUCAAGCCCAACACUCGCCUCGUCUCGGUAACAUGCCCGCAUAACCCAACUGGUUCUACUCUCUCCAGAGAGGCACUCGACAGGCUUGUUGCAAUCACAAAGAAGAAGGGGGUUUUGUUGCUUGUCGACGAAACGUAUCGGGAUAUCGCAUUUGCAGAGAAACUCCCCGUCGCUGCCUCGUUGGGUGGUCAUGUUCUGAGCGUUUGCUCACUCUCAAAGUCCUUCGGUAUGCCUGGAGUGCGCAUCGGCUGGCUCAUCUCCACCAACAAGACACUCCAGGAGACCUUUCUUGCUGCAAAGGAACAGAUAAGCAUUAGUGGCAGCGUCAUCAACGAGUGGAUCGCAAUCGAUGUCUUGACCCGUCGUGAGAAGAUUCUGAGCGACACAACGGAUGAGAUGAGGGUCCGACUUCAGAUGGUUGAGUCUUGGAUUGAAAGUGAGGAGUUGCUGGAAUGGGUCAAGUCGACUGGCGGAGUUGUCUGCUUUCCUCGUAUCAAGGAGGAGCCCAAGGGAGGGUUUCCGGCCUUCUACAACAGGCUUCUCAACAAGCAUGCAACAUAUGUUGGGCCUGGUCAUUGGUUUGAAUUGUCUGAUAGCUUCUUUCGGCUCGGCUAUGGAUGGCCCACUCGGGAGGAGCUUGAAGGGGGCAUGAAGGCAAUCUCGGCUGCGCUGCGAGAUGAGUAG